Molecule: messenger RNA, 2595 nt
Organism: Osmia bicornis bicornis
Lineage: Eukaryota; Metazoa; Arthropoda; Insecta; Hymenoptera; Megachilidae
Product: synergin gamma-like
Exons: 6
Coding region: 381-2573 (730 amino acids)
Cellular component (GO): clathrin coat of trans-Golgi network vesicle
Molecular function (GO): protein binding
Source: RefSeq, a predicted model, not a curated record
UACACUCCGUCGUUGUCUUCGAAUCAGCCUUCGAUAAUAAGACGUUAUUCAGUGGUAAUCCAGUGACACCUGAAUUGUCAAAGUUUUGUGCCACGCAAUUAUCUGACUUGAUCUCGAAUUAAUAACUUUAAUCACAUCGAAUACUCAAAGUAGCCCAUUAUUUUUCUUACAUUUUCCACAAUGAGAACCUCUAACGACAAAUACAAUGCAAGUGACAUGUGCGAAUGUUAAAGGUAUCUCGUGAAUAAGUGAAAUUUUUCUAGCAAUCACUUUGAUGUAUGUACCAGGGUAGUAAACUAAAGGAUGAAAUUAUUUUACUCGACGAGUUUACGUAAAUUAAGCUCGUCAUAGCAAAAGCUCAGCCAAGGUGUUGAUUAACAAUGAACAAAACUCAUAUGGAUAAAAGACUGAAUCAAUUGCCAACUUGGCUGUGGACUAAUUCCACUACUUUACCACCGAUCUAUAAGAUGGUAUGGGAAGCAGUAAGAGAAGACAAAAUUAGAUCCAAUGGAAUGCAAACAGAGUUACUCGUAGAUACCAAUAAAGUCUUUCCUUUAUUGCUCACUAGUCAGCUUCCCACAGAAGUUCUUGGACAUAUAUGGAACUUGGCAAAUCAAAAAUACGCCGGACAGCUUACGGAGCAAGAGUUAUAUAUUGUUCUUGCUCUUGUUGCAGCAGCACAGGCUUCUUAUACGUUUAAUAGUUUAGACAUAUUGCAUCUGCUUCCAUUUCCACCUACUCCAUACCUAAACAUUGAAUGUUUAAUGAACUUGCAGCCUAUGGCGCAAUUAAAUUCUGCAACUAAAUUUCAAACUCUCAAUGACAACACAGAGGUGGGUUUUAUAGACUCGGAUGGAAAAUAUUCUUCAGAGAUUAAGAACAAAGCUAAACUGCAUCAACAUGGAAUCAUAUCUUCAGAUUUAAAUGUGCAAAUGAUAAACACUGUACCUGGAAAAGUUUCAUGUUUCGAUAACAAAUCAUAUGCCUCUUCUACCGCAAUAUGGGAUUCAAAUAAUGUAUCGAAGGAUGGUAAACAAAUAUCUUCUUCUCAUUUAGAUUCUAAAUACUCAACAGCGACAGAUCCUUGCGAUGAUUUCUCUGAUUUUCAAAGCGCUCCAAUUCCAAAUACUCCUAACAUUCCAAUAUGGGACACAAAACAAGGCUCGGCUAUCGGCAGCAGAUUAGCUAAUCAUAAUUUAGGCGUUAAGAAACCCCUGGAGAAGUCAAAGAAAAAUAAUAUAAAUACUAAAUCUGCUCACGGCACUGUUCAAUCGCGUAUCACACCACCAUCUUUGCAUACAGUAUCUCAGAAUAAAGAUCAACCACCGCUAGAAUGUUUAACAGAAUUAUUUCCAAAGUGUACAAUAAAGAAUCAGUCUAAAACAGUAAUACUUAAGGAUACAGUGAUAAGGAAUAAUGAUCCACCCAAGGACCAUAGUGAACGCGUAAGAGAUCAUACAAACACAGAAGUUAUAUAUUUAAGUAACGAUAAAGAUGUUGCAAACAAGCUAGAAUGCAUAGAAAAGGUUUCGGCAAGAAUAUUGGAAGUUUCUCAUCAGGAUCUUAUGAGUCUUCAACUUGUUGAAGAUAAAUAUAGUGCCUUGCGUGCACUGGUUCCGGAAACGAAUGUAACUACAGAACCAGAUGGAAAUGCAAGUUGUAACAAUCAAUCGCUCGACGAAUUUGGAGAAUUUGUAUCUGCAGAGCAGCCUGCUACCAAUACUUCUGCCAGAAAUGCUGUAGAUACCAACAGCUUUGCCGAUAUUUUUACAGAUUUUGAUUUGAAAUCUAAUAACAAUAACGCAAACACUGCUGAUUUCAAUCUCAUGCCGGAAAUUUCUGAAUCAUUUGACAAUCUUAAACUUGAAGAUACUGUAGAAGAACGUUCGUUAGAAAUGGGUAAAGCUUUGCAGAAGGAAGAUGCCAUAUCAAUUAAUAGUAUAGAAUUCAUGAAUAGUGCAUCAAAUGCAUUAACCCGAUCAGGAUCUGUGCCUAGUUUAGAUCUUAAGUCUUUCUUACCUUCAAAUACAGAAGAUGAGCUAAUAGUAGAUACUACACAUCAGGCAGAAUAUUGGGAAUGGAAGCAAUACAUGGAAAGCUGUGUACUAUUAUUGCAAGUAGCUGCUAAUAUAUUUACAAAUAUCAGUUCAGAAAUUGUACUUAAUGAAGUAUUAAAUUCAGCCCAGGGAUAUAAUUUCCUUUGCAAUUUAGCCGAAGUCGCGGCUGUGUGUAGACGCGUUAAUUUUUCGUACAAAGAAAUGGACAUCAAUAUAAUAGGUUUCGAUGAGCUGCUAAUGGAUAUCGAUCGAAUUUGGGCAGAAAUGGAACCAUUUUAUGCAAACAUACCAAUAGUUACGGAAUUACCAGCUUGGCCUUUACAUCAAGGAGAAGCCAUUUGUUGUUCACUUUGUUUAACGAUCAUUACUAGUGGCGGGGUAGUUUAUAAUGAAAAUAAUUAUCACGUUACUUGUGCAAAUCUAUGGCUUAAUUGUGUAAACAGUCAGUUGCCAGUGAUGCGGCAUCCAUCUUUUUAUUCACAUUCAAACGUAUGUCCAGGUAACAGUCAUAUUUGAUAUUAAUCUGCAUAAAAGAAGA